This is a messenger RNA of Chanos chanos (milkfish), 1425 nucleotides long. RefSeq names its product protein phosphatase 2C-like domain-containing protein 1. The coding region runs from base 1 to 1425 and encodes 474 amino acids. Gene Ontology annotation, molecular function: protein serine/threonine phosphatase activity. The transcript has 2 exons. Lineage: Eukaryota; Metazoa; Chordata; Actinopteri; Gonorynchiformes; Chanidae. The record is from RefSeq and is a predicted model, not a curated record. Gene Ontology annotation, biological process: protein dephosphorylation.
AUGCCUGAAGAGACCUUGGAUUCCAUUCCUGACUCUACAAGUCCCCGCAUGUCUGAAAACCACAGCCUGUCAGGGAGCAGUCAAAGUAAAUCUUUAGUUUUAUAUCAUGGCCUGUCGUGUCUUGGGGGCCAGAAUACUAAUGUGGCUGAUUCAGUUAAAGAGUUCAAAGUAAGAACAGAAAGAGUGGGGCACUCCUUAGUUAAGUCUUUGGCUGUGUGUGAAGAAAAGAACCCAACCUGGAGAAAAACCAUGGAAGAUACCACAGUGUUCAUAAAAAACUACGGCAGCAAAGAAGGGACAUGUUUCUUUGGCAUCUUUGAUGGGUUUCAUGGGUGUAGUUCGGCUGAGAUUGUAUCUAGAGAACUUCCUGUCCUUCUGCUGGAGGAACUCUCAAAACAAGACCCCUCCUUCUCCCUGGAGAAAAGCGAGCUGGAGUUCCUGUCCGGAUUCGACAGCCUGUUCCACAGAGAUACCAGAGAGCUCAGUCCUGAGGGCUUUAAAAACGCAACCGAGGACAAUCAGUUCAACUUCGCCUUCAGCACAGCCUUCUCCAAGAUGGACCGAAUUCUCGGACUGGGGCGGAACGAAACCUCGCAGAUUCGCUGGAGUGGAUGUACAGUCUUAAUCUGCUUAAUUGACAAAUCUCUCUCAGAAGCCAAGAGCACUGAGGGCAGGAGCUCCAAAAAUUCUGCUUCAACUGAACGCCAUCAGUCAGCAGAUGUGAGACUGCACGUUGCUAACUGCGGUAACAUACAUGCACUCCUGUUCACUGAUGACACAACUUUCCUUCUGACUGAGAACCACUGCAUGUCCAAUCCCAAAGAACGAAACCGCAUCCUACAAGGGGGUGGCUCCAUCAGCGACAACAAACCUCACGGACUGGUGGAGGGGUUGACCCCAAAUACGCGAGGCCUUGGUAACUAUGGCAACCGUAAACUGAAAAAGUCGGUGAUACCGGAGCCAUACGUGGUAUCGCUCUCCGUAGAUCCAUCCUUCCAGUUGCUGGUGAUGGCUUCCAGUGGCUUGUGGGACGUGCUGGACACAGAAAGGGUGACAUCUGUGGUUCAGGAGCGCGUCCGGUCUCACCUGGAAUCCUACCACCUCAACGUGGAGUCACGGGAAAGCUCAGAUGAUCAGGAUAAUGAGAUCCUAUUCCACCGUCAUCAUGAGGAGGAGGUUCCGGAAGGGUCUGACAACGUGGAGACUUCAACCCGAAUUCAGACGGGAGCUCGGAAUAUGGAAGAGAGCCCAGGGAGAAUCCACUCGGAUCUUACCAGACACGAUCAGCUUCUAGCCACCAUACUGUGCCAGGCACUCACGAGAGAAGCCAUAGCAGCAGGUUCCAGAGAAAAUAUCUCAGUUAUAGUGGUACUCCUACAAGGGUCGGAGGUUCUUUGCGCAAAAUCUCAAACAAAGAAAGCCUAA